This is a messenger RNA of Procambarus clarkii (red swamp crayfish), 831 nucleotides long. Its product is annotated as antifreeze protein Maxi-like. NCBI's taxonomy places the organism in Eukaryota, Metazoa, Arthropoda, Malacostraca, Decapoda, Cambaridae. The record is from RefSeq and is a predicted model, not a curated record.
AUGUUCGCUUCAGGCGAGUUUAAACCUGUUACUGACGCGGCUGUUACUGACGUGGCUGUCACUGACGUGGCUGUUACUGACGUGGCUGUUACUGACGUGGCUGUUACUGACGUGGCUGUAACUGACGUGGCUGUUACUGACGUGGCUGUUACUGACGUGGUUGUUACUGACGUGGCUGUUACUGACGCGGCUGUUACUGACGUGGUUGUUACUGACGUGGUUGUUACUGACGUGGCUGUUACUGACGCGGCUGCUACUGACGUGGCUGUUACUGACGUGGCUGUUACUGACGCGGCUGUUACUGACGCGGCUGUUACUGACGCGGCUGUUACUGACGUGGCUGUUACUGACGUGGCUGUUACUGACGCGGCUGUUACUGACGCGGCUGUUACUGACGCGGCUGUUACUGACGCGGCUGUUACUGACGCGGCUGUUACUGACGUGGCUGUUACUGACGUGGCUGUUACUGACGUGGCUGUUACUGACGCGGCUGUUACUGACGCGGCUGUUACUGACGCGGCUGUUACUGACGUGGCUGUUACUGACGUGGCUGUUACUGACGUGGCUGUUACUGACGCGGCUGUUACUGACGCGGCUGUUACUGACGUGGCUGUUACUGACGUGGCUGUUACUGACGUGGCUGUUACUGACGCGGCUGUUACUGACGUGGCUGUUACUGACGUGGCUGUUUCUGACGCGGCUGUUACUGACGUGGCUGUUACUGACGUGGCUGUUACUGACGUGGCUGUUACUGACGUGGCUGUUACUGACCUUGAGUUUGACGGCCAAGAAGGACGGUAUUCAGCCGACUCGCUCACGUGUCGCCAGUAG